AUGUCUGCUGACAACGCUGCCACUCUUGCCCAGUUCACUGCCAUGUGGGCUUCGCUCGACGAGCCUGCCAGGCAGCGCCUUUUGUCCAGCGUGCCUGCCGUGCCUAGCCCUGCGCCUUCGGCAGUGCCAGCCACGCCCACAGCCGACUCUGCACAAGAAGCCCACACAGCCGUUGAAAACCCCGCCAAGCCCUCUACCAAAGCCCCGCCUGAGAUCGUCACUGGCGCAGCUCCGCCCUCACAGCCCAUGCUCUCAGCCCAGCAAGCCCAGGAGCUCCAGGACCUCAAGGCCGCCGCCCUGGCCCGCCGUCAGGCCACUCUGGACAGCGCCGCCCAGUCUGCCCAUGCGCCCAGCUCAGCCAACUCCUCCGCCCAGCCCAGUGCUUUGUCGGGGGACGCUGGAUCCCAGGAUCGCCGGCACGAUCUCAUUUUCCUGGAUCCUCUCAUGGAAUGCAUCUGGACGCCAGGGCACCUGCGCACAGCCACGAGCGCCCCUGCCCAAACCUGCCUCCGGCGCCCAGAGCCCCGGGGGGCCAGAUCCCCGCAAAUGCCUCCAAAUGUGAAAGACAGUCAUGCCGACUGCCUCGACGAAGCCACAGCCACCUGUGCUGCCUACUACGCCGGCCCGCCAAUCGCCCCAGACCCGGACCUUGAAGAGCAGACGACAGCCACGCCUCCUGCCCAAGAUGCCCCGGCGGCGCCCAAUCCCAAAGCCAACCCGCCCCAACUGGGGCCCACCCUCUCCUGCCUAGACAUGGACAACUACCGUAUUGAAAGGGAUGCCCGGGGCCGUAUCCUCAUUCACCAGUGCGACUAUGACGUGCUGAUGGCCCAUGCCUACCGCGGUUUACCCUCCACCCGCUUCAUGAUGGACAACGAGUCGUUCACAGUCGUCCCGGGCCCAUACCCCUUUGGGACCCCGCCCACUGUGCCUCCGCCGACGAGAGAGCCUGCCCCCGCCCAGUCGACCCCUGAUGAGCCCGCCCCGGCCCAACAGGACGGAGAUGCCAACAGGCCUGGCGGGUCCAUUUUCCCCGACCCCGGCCGCACAGACCGCUCUUGCAAGCCCAGGGCCCAGGCAGAUCGACUCCAGCCCACCCCCCGUCUGCUCAUCGGCCAGCCGCCUGACAGACGGUACAGAGGUUGUACCAUCUUGCCCAGCAUGUGCUUGCCCGACACCUUCAGGCUAGCCCAGCACGAGGCCCAGGUCUGCUAUAUGGACCACAACAACCGCCUACGGUGCGCAAGGCCCUGCAACACACCGCCUUUCUGCCCAUACGGCCUCGUCUGCGCCCAGCAGAUGCCCAGCCCAGACGAAGUCCAUGAGCGACACCAAUGCAGCAGGUGUCACGAAUUCGACAAACACCGCGAGUCGGUGUGGGGACACUUCCUCAGCCCAGCCCAUGAGCACAGAGCCCCUGCCUCGCCGGGCAGUUUUUUGCCUAGAUGGCCCACGUGCCUACUUCUCGGCUUUUCGCCCGCACGCCCACAGGGCUCUUGGGUCACAAGUACCCUAGCCACGCCUAGCUCCGCGUUCUUUCCCCGCCAUGCUUCCAAUGCAGAGGAUAAGAGCUUCGCAAGCGGCAUCAUGUCAGCGCAGCCGAUGCCCCGCUCCGACUUCGUCAUCAAGAACAUCAAGGAGAACGAGCACGCACAGUUCGACGAGGUGGCAAAAAUGUACAGGAGACUCUCGAACAUGAACCCAGGCGCCGCGGGCAGUGCCUUCGAGCUCUUGGUUCACCUGUUCUGGCAGGAGGCUACCGCCCGGAAAGACACGGUCCCGCUCACACUUCGCAAGCCAGGCACCGACGACCUGCAUUGGUUAGUGAGUUGUGCCCAGUUCGAGUCGAGGCCUCGCAGCAUCGAAGAGCACGAGGGCAUGGAGAUCGGCAAUGACAUUGUGGGCUACUUCACGCCUGACAGCCCGCGAUAUCCUGUGCUCGACAGCAUUCUCAGGUUCAAGCUUGCCGACAAGACCGAGGUGCUGGCCAUCCAGAUCAGCACUGCCAUACAACACAAGCAUGGCCUGCUCGAACCGCUGCCAAAGUUGCUGCAGUUGCUGCCGGCUCUGCCAAUGGCAACCAAGCCGCAGUUGGCCUUAUGGGACUUUCCCCCAGACAAGCCUUGCAAGUGGAAUCCCGAAGAGUCUGCGCACUGGGAGCUGCUGCAUGUUGGCUGCGAGACUUUUGACGAGCGCAUGCGUGGCCGUUUGCGGGUUGCUUUCUUGCUCGCGUCAAUUCUGCAGGUCGUUCCACGGCGCCUGGGCCUCGCCCCAAGCAUGCACU
Molecule: messenger RNA, 2284 nt
Organism: Symbiodinium natans
Lineage: Eukaryota; Dinophyceae; Suessiales; Symbiodiniaceae
Source: the annotation of a GenBank genome assembly